AUGAUUGGAGAUGGAAGAAAACCAUCAGCACAGACUCACGCGCAAGGCGGAGGAGCAAGCAUCGAGAGUGGGUCUCAUCCUUGGAGUUCAUUCGACGGAAGGAGAAUGAACGCUUCAUCAUCAUCUGAUAGGGUCGAGCGAAUCCGAAGGAAGGCGGAGAGCAAGGGACUAGGCAGAAGCCCGGUCAGAAGCAUAUCGCCGGAGACAACACGUCAUUUCGGAGACGUCGUACGACCACCUCGAAAUUCGUGUCUGGGAGAGAGUCCGUUUUGUUGUACAACACAAAAAUGA
Molecule: messenger RNA, 291 nt
Organism: Arabis nemorensis
Lineage: Eukaryota; Viridiplantae; Streptophyta; Magnoliopsida; Brassicales; Brassicaceae
Source: the annotation of a GenBank genome assembly